UUCGCAGCUGCCUGCAGCCUCCUGCCCGAGGUGUCGGCACGCGACGUCGGACCUCCUCCUCCUGCUGCUGCUGCACUCCACACGAGGACAUUGUUGAGUGUGUGAGCUCACAACGACGGAGAAAAUCACUCAAGACCCCCUCCCCAAGACGUCGACGCAGCGUUGCGCCGGUGAGCCCUGCGGGAGCUGUUCUCGCUGCAUCACAACCCUCAACAGCAACAGCAACGACGACAAGAAGCCGCAGCGAUCUGCCAUGGAGCGAGCCGGCGGCGGUGGCGGCGGCGGCCGCGGCGGCGUCAGCGGAGGCGGCAGGAGGGCGGAGGACCGGCUCGCACGGCCGUCCGCGGGCCUCGGGGGCCGCUCCAGGCCGUCCGCGGGAGCCCCCCCGCAGAGCGGCGGCGGAGAGCGCCCCGGAGCGCGAGCUGGGGGGGGGGGGGCGGCGAGGGGGAGAGGGGCGGAGGGCGCCGGGAGAGCGAGAGCGGUGGACACGGGGCGUCACUCGUGGGACUCGCGAGAGCGAACGGGCGCCGCUUAAACCGAGAAGGGGCAUUCAAGGGCACGUGGGAGUUGGCGUCUCUGUCACGUGGUACGCGUCACUCGGUGUCUGCAACGUGACGAGUUUCUUCCGCUGCUGGAACUUCCCUUGGCUCGCCCGUCCAAGCUUCAAUCUGACGUCGGGACGUUUCCAACAACAACAACAACACAAACACUCGGCGAGUCGGCGAGGGAGACG
Molecule: messenger RNA, 733 nt
Organism: Lethenteron reissneri (Far Eastern brook lamprey)
Lineage: Eukaryota; Metazoa; Chordata; Hyperoartia; Petromyzontiformes; Petromyzontidae
Source: RefSeq, a predicted model, not a curated record